GAAUCCUCCGUGAAUGAGAAUUGCACUCGCCGGUGCCGGUGCGAAGCCAAAGGCCAGAUGGUUUGCUCUGCCUUGUCCUGUGGCGAGGACGAGGUCUGCAAGAUCCAGGAUGGCCAGAGGGGCUGUUACCCAGCCAGCACUGCCGUCUGCCACAUCUACGGUGACCCACAUUACAGCACCUUUGAUGGGAAGCUCCAUCACUUCCAGGGCUCCUGCAACUACACAGUGGUGACGGGCUGUGACAAUUCCUCCCUUGGCUUCAGCGUCACCACCCGCAACAAACAUCGCAGCAGCCGGAGCUGGACAGCUCUGAACUCUGUGGCACUGUCCCUCAAGGGCCUCCACAUUGCACUGCGCGAGCACAAGGCAGUCUACAUCAAUGGUGCUCUGGUCUCCCUGCCUGCUUCUCCCACCCCCGGUGUGACCGUUUCCCUGAGCGGCUCCUACGUGCGGGUUGCUACCAAGCUGGGCCUGCAGCUGCAGUUCAAUGGGGACCACGAGCUCCUAGUGAAGGUGUCGGAGAAGUACAAGGGCAAGCUCUGUGGGCUGUGUGGGACGUACACUGGGAGCCAGCAGGAUGACUUCAUGCGACCCGAUGGGGUGGUUGUACCCGACUUCAACGACUUUGGAGCCAGCUGGAUGGUGCCGGAUGAUGAGUGGCCGUGUGACCCAACUAUCAGCCCACCUCCAUCCUGCUCCCCUGCUGAAGAGGAGGCAGCUAACAAGCAGUGUUCAAUCCUCACACACCUCGGUGGCCCGUUCCAGCCAUGCCAUGCAGUUCUGCCACCCAAGACAUACUUGGAGAGCUGUGUCUAUGACCAGUGUGCCACGGGUGGCAGCACGGAGCAGCUCUGCAAUGACCUGGGGGCCUAUGCUGCAGCCUGUGCUGAGGCAGGGGUUGCUCUGGGAGACUGGAGUGCUGGCACUGUCUGUG
Parus major (Great Tit) is the source of this 934-nucleotide messenger RNA. RefSeq names its product kielin/chordin-like protein. Lineage: Eukaryota; Metazoa; Chordata; Aves; Passeriformes; Paridae. The annotation marks the transcript as partial. Gene Ontology annotation, cellular component: extracellular matrix. The record is from RefSeq and is a predicted model, not a curated record. The transcript is spliced from 3 exons.